AUGGGGUGCUGCUGCUGCACUGCGGCGGCUUGCUGCGUGAUCAGUUCCUGCUCUCUAGCGCACCCCAGCAACGUGUCCAAGAUGUUGGAGCGCAUCGAGCUCCCUGAGCAGCGGCGAGUGGCCGCGGCGACGCUCGUCGAGGAGGCCAAGGCGCGGCAGGGAGUCGAAGCCGCGCUCAAGCACGCCAGGGAGCAGGACGCCAGGCUGCUCGGCGUCCAGAAGGCCAACGAGGCCAGGUGGAGGGAGCUGCACGAGCCGGGCACGGGGACGGGGAGGAACGCCGGGAAGGGGAUCGACGUCAUCAAGCGCCACCGCGAGCCCACCUUGAGCGAGCAGACAAUGCUCAUGCUGCGGGUUGCAAAGCAGCGCAGCUCCAGGCCGCCGGGCUUCCCUGACGAGCGUGAGCGCCAGCAGAUGGCGGUGGCGGAGGCCGAGAGGGAGAAGGAGCUAUUGAUGCGGCAGGCCGCGCCCACAAAGCAGCACGGCCACCACCUCGCCGCGCAGCACGGGGAGAUAGAGCCGCCGCGCAUCCCGGAGGGAACGCCGGGACAGGGCAGCACCUCGGUUCUGCUGGAAGCUAUGAUGCAGCUCGCCGACGCCACGGGCGAGCAGCAGCACCUUGUGCCGCAACACGCCGAGAACGAGCAUGCCAUCGGGCACGGCCACCCAGUUGACAUAUCCCAGGAGAUGCUGCAGCUGCAGGAGUUGUUGGACAUGGCAGAGCACGCUAGAAACCAGAAGAUAAUGAAGAAUGACGUGAUGACAGAGAUGGAGCAGUGGGACGCGGCGGCGGGGGUCGCGAGGGAGCAGGACGUGCUGACGAUGACGCAGCAGAUCCCGAAUGCUGCGUGGCAACACCAAGACCCCGCCCCGCGGUAUGCCGGGUUUCGUGAUGGGCCCCAGGAGAUGGCGCAGCAGAUGGAGGAAGCCUCCACGACGGAGCUUGCCAAGACGAUGGGCAACAUGUUGCAGCGAUUCGCCUAG
Molecule: messenger RNA, 984 nt
Organism: Miscanthus lutarioriparius
Lineage: Eukaryota; Viridiplantae; Streptophyta; Magnoliopsida; Poales; Poaceae
Source: the annotation of a GenBank genome assembly